AUGGAGGUAAAUUUCAACAACACCAUUGAAGAUCGAAGUUCAAGUGUUGUAAAAUCCUUAAAGUUAACAGAAGGUAAUUCUGCAUCUGCUUACUCCCCGAACACUUAUAAGCAGCCACAAGGAACUAUUGCAACAAGCAUCUCGAGUACUUCAAUCGUAGAACCAUCAAUAGUAGAUCUGGACACAGUUUUAACGAGCUCCAGUAUUGAAACCAUCAAGGCUUUGGCUGAAUCAACGUUUGUUUCCUCAUUAGGACCUUUAAGCAACGAACACUCAUUUUCUCCAUUAUCAAGUUUGUAUGCCCAAACAUGGGAAUCUCCUGUACAUAAAACAUCGAUUGCUCCUAUAUCUACCAGCUUUGCCACAUACACGUCCAAUGAAAGAGCUAGCAUAAGCGAACAGACAAGCAGCAGGGAACGCCCUUCUCUAAGUUCUAAAACCUUGAGCUUCGAACUUGACCCCUAUCAAAAUACCAAAUUCUCCGAAACACAGCUUCAUGAAUUAAGUACAGAACCAGAUAGUAUUUCUACACAUUCUAUCAGUACAUUAAUGUCUAGCUUUCAAUUUAUAUCGUCUCAAACAAUGCAAAGCUUUCCACCUUCAGCAAAAUCUGAAACUUUCCAGGAUUCUAACGUCAUCUCCGUGACUACAGAAGUACAAUAUGAUAAUGCUAAAGAAAGCUCUAGUCAUAGAACAAUAAUGGUUGACUCGAUAAAUACAACAAGCCUACUUCCAUCAUCGAAUUCCUUUAUCAAAGAGGAAUUAAAACUAUCGACAAGUGCCUCUCCCAUUGCUACCAGGUAUAAUUUGUUAACUUCAUCUCGUAAGAAAGAAAUGACAAGAAACACAUCAGUAGACUCGUUUGUACAUACCACCUCAAUGACCAAAAUCGUUGAUUAUUCAAUGUAUACCCCGCAAUUAUUUGGACAAAAACAGGGUUCUUCUGAAUAUUCAUACCAAAACUUUUCCCCCUCAGCUUCCAAGAUGCCAACCUUAAGGUCUUCGAUCAGAACUUUGCCAGCACUUAAACUCAAUGCUACAACUUCAAUCACACGGGGAUACAUAGAGAAUUUGAAACCCUCCUCAUCUAGUAAAUCCGAAUCGUCCAGUUUCCACUCAAAGAUAUCAAAUGUGGAAAAUUCCUUAAUAAAGUCUUCAACAUCUACAAAUGAAGAACUUUUGUUGACUGCAAUACUAUAUUCCGUAUACCCCAGUUCUAAUAUAUACUUCUAUGUAUACACACAAAUGUAUGACUUUACUGAUUCCUCUACAACAUUUAUUACGGGUUUGCCAACAACGGUUUCUUUACAAGGAUCCCCUACCACGUUGUUAACUAUACCUACUUCUACAAUUACAAAAGGUACUGCAUUUUAUAAAGAAUGGUUGAAUGGGAACCUAGAUAGCCAACAAUUAACAUCUAAUUCUCAUGACCAGACAAGAACAAAUAAAAAGGGUGCUAUAAUUGGAGGCGUAGUUAGUGGUAUAUGUGUAGCUUCCCUUUGUGCCGCAAUUAUAUGGGUAUUCAUUAUUAGAGUAAGGAGAAGAAGAAGCAGGAAAAAUGGUGUGUUGUUCCAACAGGACCAGAAUAGAAGAUAUAGCAAUUAUUGCGGUAAUAUAGUACAAGUCGACACUAAUAAAAAGUCUCGCUGGCUAAAUAGUAAAAAGUACAACAACAGCAAUACUUGGACAGAUACGGGAUCAGUUAAGGUAAACUCUUCAAAAAGAGUACAGCCACCACCUGUCCCGCCACCGAGAAAAACUACUAUAAAUCGUAUACCAUCAACAUUUACACUGGCAAAUAGUUUGCUACCUUCUGAUAUUCGUCUUUCAUAUACAUCUUCGACGACUGGUUCAUCGAUUGAUUUAUCACAACUCGGCAGUUAUUCUUCGAUGUCCACUACACCGAUACGAGUAGUUCCAGAAUUGCACGACAAUACUACUGGGACUCAUUCUUCCAACAAGCAAGGAUUCUUAAGGGAAAUUAUAUAG
Messenger RNA from Naumovozyma dairenensis CBS 421, 1989 nucleotides. It is a transcript of the gene TDA7, whose product is annotated as Tda7p. Gene Ontology annotation, biological process: DNA topological change. Gene Ontology annotation, molecular function: ATP binding; DNA topoisomerase type II (double strand cut, ATP-hydrolyzing) activity; DNA binding. The record is from RefSeq and is a predicted model, not a curated record. The coding region runs from base 1 to 1989 and encodes 662 amino acids. The transcript has a single exon. NCBI's taxonomy places the organism in Eukaryota, Fungi, Ascomycota, Saccharomycetes, Saccharomycetales, Saccharomycetaceae.